AUAACUUUUAUGGUAAAUCUUUUUUGAAAUGUUAGUAGUUAUUCUAAUUUUUUAUGUUGACGUGUCUCUCAUAAUUUAAAUUUUUAUUAAUAAAAAAAUAAGAUAAAAAAAAAAGUUCUUAAAAUUAUUGCUUUUUAUUAUUAUAUUCUUCACCAAUUCAAUGUAUCAUGCUCCAUUGUAUCACCUCAAUGCAAUUCAGGUUUUGAAAGCCAAAGCUCCCAACAUUCCAAGGAAAACCUGUGACAGCAUGCCAGAGAAACCUGAAAGUGAUGAUUUUGGAGUAAAGCAUAGAGAAGAGGUUCAGUUGCCAUCUUCCAUUUACUCUCAUCAUCAGCCUUGGUGGCUUGGAGUAGGGGAAAUUGAAAAUGCCUCCAAAUCAUCUUCAGCUGAUCAGCUAACUCGUUCAAUCAUGAAUGGUGUCACAUAUUCAGAGGCUAAUGGAGUUGAUAUCAAUAAACAAAGGCAUCCUUUGGUUUCUCCUUCACUUUCUGUAACUGAUAAGUCAGGUGGGGAUGUUGCUAAGGAGCACCGAAACAUCAAACAUGCCCUGUCGUCAACCGCAUUUACCCUGGACAAAUGCCUGAAUCCAAAUUUGCAGACAGAACUUGAUGGUCAUUCAAUUGUUUUAACAUCCCCUCAUUCAAAUGCACAGUUUGGUCAAAUCUUGACUACUUAUGGACAACAAUCUAUGAUGAACCCUCAGAAGCUAUACAGAAUGCAUCAUCAUGCUAGAAUGCUUUUGCCACUUGAAAUGGAAGAGGAACCUGUCUAUGUCAAUGCAAAACAGUAUCAUGGUAUUUUGAGGCGAAGACAGUCACGUGCUAAGGCCGAGCUCGAAAAGAAAGCGAUUAAAGUUAGAAAGCCAUAUCUUCACGAGUCGCGUCACCUACACGCUUUGAGAAGGGCGAGAGGCAACGGUGGUCGCUUUCUCAAUACGAAAAAGCUCGAACAUAACAAUUCUAAUGUUACUUUUGAUAAAGGAAACAAUGAGAAACAAGGGUCGUCAAAUGCAUCACAGUCCAUGCACAAAAUGCAGGGUUUCAACAUUUGUUACCAUGAUGGUAAUGGCUUUACAACACUAUGCCAUUCACAGGCAAAUGGAAAACAGGAGGGUGACUUCUUUGGUCAAGAAAGAAGCCCAAAUGGUGCUAUUAAAUGACCCUUCCCUCAACCAUACAGCAACAGGUGAAGAUGAAGGGCUUUGCCUCAUCCAACUUAUGGUGCUGUAAUUCAAAAGGCAAAUCAUUCUUGGCUCAGUUAGUUAGAUUGAAGUGAUAAGACCAGUGGCAUGGUACAUUUUAUGUUUGUGUUUCUCUUUACAAGUCCAUUUGUAAAAUGGGUCAGAGAAAUAAAACAAAAAUAUCACUUUGGUUUGUGAACUUUACAUAGAAGAUCACUUGUGUAUGACAUAUAUACUCCACAAAAAGCUUUAUUUUAUCCUAUCUCUCUUUCUACACACAUUAUCUUUGAAUGGUGCUUAUAUGUAAGACUUUUGUUCCAUUUGAAAUUAUUGACUUAUUAUUGUUGCAAGUGACUAUAUACCUUCUUCAUCUCCCUAGCUGGGGAAUGAGAGUAGUUUACAUUUA
Cicer arietinum (chickpea) is the source of this 1586-nucleotide messenger RNA. RefSeq names its product nuclear transcription factor Y subunit A-1-like. Gene Ontology annotation, cellular component: CCAAT-binding factor complex. Gene Ontology annotation, molecular function: DNA-binding transcription factor activity; DNA binding. NCBI's taxonomy places the organism in Eukaryota, Viridiplantae, Streptophyta, Magnoliopsida, Fabales, Fabaceae. Gene Ontology annotation, biological process: regulation of DNA-templated transcription. The record is from RefSeq and is a predicted model, not a curated record.